Molecule: messenger RNA, 1652 nt
Organism: Ixodes scapularis (black-legged tick)
Lineage: Eukaryota; Metazoa; Arthropoda; Arachnida; Ixodida; Ixodidae
Product: proteasomal ATPase-associated factor 1
Exons: 11
Coding region: 122-1315 (397 amino acids)
Molecular function (GO): protein binding
Source: RefSeq, a predicted model, not a curated record
UUGUUCAGGUUGGCCAGUGAAGGGUUUGGAACUUGGAGAGCGCGGCGGAUGUUCGUUGUAGAACUUUUACCACUUUUACUAGCAGUAGCUGACAUUCAGUUUACGCAUUUUUGUAGUAAAUAUGCAAGUAACAGUAGUUGAGACGCCAGUUCUAAGCAUACAGUGCAAUUGGAGCGAUGUAUUGAGAGAAAGAAACGGAGAUGCUUGGGUGACUUGCAAAUGUCGAGGUCAACCAGGUAUUCAUGGCAAACUCAAAAGAACCGGUCUAAAUCCAGAUGGAACUCCGGUGGUUUCGGCGUCUGAUCGGUUCCAAGUGCUUGGCGUCACAAAGAACUCGAUUCGUGUUUCACACACGGAUCCGAAUUGCGAGACCUGCUUUCUGAAACCCACCACAGCAUUUUCUAACAUCCACCAAAAAAGUGUGCCUUGUCUCGAUGUCACCAGUGGAUUUCUUGGCGUGUCCGUCAGUGGGUGUAACGAGAUGCGAAUCUGGGACACACGCACCGGGGAAGUAAGGAGGGAGUUGGAGGGCCACGUGUGGGACAUCUACACCUGCCGCUUCUUCCCGUCGGGGGUUGUGGUUCUGUCCGGCGGAGCGGACAUGCAGCUCAAGAUCUGGUCUGCCGAGACAGGGAAGUGUCCUGUCACAAUGAAGGGUCACUCUGCAGCGAUCCACGACACCUGCGUGGUGGACCAAGGACGCAACGUCAUAUCGGCGAGCAAGGACGGAACGGCCAGGCUCUGGGACUGCGGACAGUCUGCCUGCCUCAGCACGCUGGCGGAAUUUGAGCACGACGCCAUCAACUGCUGCACCCUGGGGAGCUCGGCGGCCAUUGAUUUGGGCUGCAGGGAGGAGCCGUCAAACGACAGGGAAGUUGGCACAGAGGGAAAGCUACUCGUAGUCGGGACUGAAGCAGGAACCCUUAGGGGUGUCGGAGUGCAUUCGAGACAGACGGUGUUUGAGUUGAAAGCUCCUUCUGCCAUCAACUGCUGUUGUUCCAUGGGGCAGAACCGUUUCUUGUACGGAACACAAGACGGGGACAUCUACAUGCUCGAUGCGAGGCAGCCCAGGGAACCAAGCCUGACCUGGGCAAACUCGUCUUCACCUGCCCUUUCGUUGAUCACUCACAAGCAAGGUUUCAUGGUUGGGAGAGCUGACGGUUCAUGCAGUUUCGAGCCCCUGGAAGGCGCCCAGUCGUUCUGUUUGACCGGACCUGACUGCGAACCGGUCUACCACAUUGCUUCCGAUGGAGAAUGCAUUUACACUGCUUGCAGAGAUGCCGUAAUAAGGAAAUACAAGAUGUCGGAUUUCUAGAAUGGCUCCAGUCUCUUUCUGUGUCAGUUUUGUGUAGCAAGAACAUGACACUAGCAUAGAAAGGGUUUUACGGUGGUCUUGCUUUGUUGAGAUGCUGGGUGCCCAUUUCCCAUCAUAUUUUUUGGUUGGCAGAUCUUUUAACACAAUAACACAAGCAACCCCAAAUUAGGUUGUUCUUUUAUAUACAUUUUUAUUUACAACAGUGCUGGAAAAUUCCUCACCGACGUUAAAAUUCUGAAGGCUAGAAUAUAACUUGAGAUCUGAUAGUGGCAUAAAAUAAGCAGUAAAAAACUGCUUGUGUUCAAACAUUGUGUCUGUCACUGUUGUGUAAAGUACA